Drosophila takahashii is the source of this 958-nucleotide messenger RNA. RefSeq lists its product as uncharacterized. The record is from RefSeq and is a predicted model, not a curated record. Lineage: Eukaryota; Metazoa; Arthropoda; Insecta; Diptera; Drosophilidae.
AUGCCGGCUAGACGAAGUGAGAGGCUUCGGAAUCAGCGGAUAUCGGCGGAGGCAGCAGCAAGCACUCCCUCUGAUUCAAACUCCGAGAUGAGUCUUCGCCGAACUCGCAAUCCGAAUGCCCAGGCUGCAGCAUCUCGAGGAGGUCGGGGAUCCACCAGGGGCAGGAAUCUAUCAGGUCGCAUUGCGAAUCCUGCUCCUGCAUCAACUGCUGCAACUCGUGGACAAAGAGGAGGCCGGAGAGCAGUGAGAGGAAGGAAUAUGGCCAGAAUCCUAACCAUUAGGCCAACAAAUCCCAUGGGGGCAAAUCUGGAAUCUCUGGACCUGGGAAGCACUGGAGCCUCGGACCCACCUGCCAACUCUUUUAUCCCCAUCUUUUCUCCGCCCAGGCCAAGCAGUCCUGCGGGUCAAAAUAUGUCUCUGAUGCUGCGGCUGCAGCGCAUGGGCACCGCCAUACCCACCCAAGGUGACCCCCUGUCCACCGCCCGAUUGCAGAAGGAGAUCGCCGAGUUCGCCAGGGAGCAGACCGAAGGAUGCCGAGUGCAGGUUGUGGACGGCAACCUGUUCCACUGGAUAGCCACCAUCCCGGGACCACCGGAAACCCCCUACGAGGGUGGGAAUUUCAAGAUAGAAAUGGUCUUUCCCAGCAAUUAUCCCUUCCAGGCGCCCUACAUUGCGUUCAUCACCCGGAUUUACCACUGUAAUAUCGCCAUGUCCGGCCACAUUUGCCUGGACAUACUCAGUUCCCAGUGGUCGCCGGCCCUGUCGGUAUCGAAGCUCCUCAUCUCCAUCAUGUCCCUCAUGGCCGAUCCGAAUCCCAACGAUCCUCUGGAGUCGGGCAUUGCCGAGCUGUAUAGGAAGAAUCGCACCCAACACGAUGAUCACGCACGCGAGUGGACCAGAAAGUAUGCCAAAGAGUAGUGAUUUUCAAAUAUAUUUAUUGGAUGUUUUUGUGCCAGCA